This is a messenger RNA of Ictidomys tridecemlineatus (thirteen-lined ground squirrel), 10475 nucleotides long. The record is from RefSeq and is a predicted model, not a curated record. NCBI's taxonomy places the organism in Eukaryota, Metazoa, Chordata, Mammalia, Rodentia, Sciuridae.
GCUCGGCCGCACCGCCGCCUCCGCCUCCUCCUCCUGCUCACCAGCGCUAAAGCCGGGACUGGACCGAGUGGAGUUGUGCGUGUCGCCGAAGGGGGGUGGGCCGGGGGAGGGGAGGUUCGUUCCGCGGAGCCGCAGCCAGAACCGGGACCAGAAAUUGCCUUCAACCCUGUUUGGUGCAUCUUUGGCAGAAAGUGAGAAAGAAAACACCCUGAUUGUUAGAUGAGGUCUUAAUCAUGGAACAUUCGAAGUCACAUAAAGAAGGUUCUUUGGCAUGGACACAAGUUCAGUGGGAGCAUUAGAACUGACUGAGCAGACUUCUGUUUUAUUGGGAAGUACGGCCAUGGCAACUGGUCUCACAAAUGUAGGAAAUUCAUUUAGUGGUCCACCUAAUCCUUUAGUGUCUAGAUCUAAUAAAUUUCAAAACUCAUCAGUGGAAGACGAUGAUGAUGUUGUUUUUAUUGAACCUGUACAACCUCCCCCACCUUCUGCACCAGUGGUAACUGAUCAAAGAAACAUAACAUUUACUUCAUCAAAAAAUGAAGAAUUACAAGGAAAUGAUUCCAAAAUUAUUUCUUCCUCAAAAGAGUUGGCUUCUCAGAAGGGAAGUGUAAGUGAGACAAUUGUCAUUGAUGACGAAGAGGACAUGGAAACAAAUCAAGGGCAAGAAAAAAAUUCCUCCAAUUUUAUAGAACGGAGACCUUCUGAGACUAAAAAUAGAACCAAUGAUGUGGAUUUCUCUACUUCCAGUUUUUCAAGAAGUAAGGUAAAUUCAGGAAUGGGUAAUAGUGGUAUCACCACAGAACCUGACUCUGAAAUUCAGAUUGCUAAUGUUACCACCUUAGAAACAGGUGUAAGCUCUGUGAAUGAUGGCCAAUUAGAAAAUACUGACGGGAGAGAUAUGAACUUAAUGAUUACACAUGUAACAUCACUGCAGAAUACCAACUUGGGAGAUGUCUCUAACGGACUGCAGACAAGUAAUUUUGGUGUUAAUAUACAAACAUACACCCCAUCUUUAACUUCACAGACCAAGACUGGAGUAGGACCUUUUAAUCCUGGUAGAAUGAAUGUGGCAGGAGAUGUAUUUCAGAAUGGAGAAUCUGCAACUCAUCAUAAUCCUGAUUCUUGGAUCUCCCAGUCAGCAUCAUUUCCCCGUAAUCAGAAACAACCAGGGGUGGAUUCUUUAUCACCAGUGGCCUCACUUCCUAAACAGAUUUUUCAGCCUUCUGCCCAACAGCAACCCACUAAACCAGUUAAAGUUACUUGUGCAAACUGCAAAAAACCUUUACAGAAGGGACAGACAGCUUAUCAACGAAAAGGAUCAGCUCAUCUCUUUUGUUCGACUACCUGCCUUUCUUCCUUCUCCCACAAGCCUGCUCCAAAGAAACUCUGUGUUAUGUGUAAAAAAGAUAUAACUACGAUGAAAGGAACCAUUGUUGCUCAAGUAGAUUCAAGUGAGUCCUUCCAGGAAUUCUGUAGUACAUCUUGUUUGUCUCUUUAUGAAGACAAACAGAAUCCUACUAAAGGAACUCUAAAUAAAUCAAGAUGUACAAUCUGUGGUAAAUUAACAGAGAUUCGCCAUGAAGUUAGCUUUAAAAAUAUGACUCAUAAACUGUGCAGUGACCACUGCUUUAAUAGAUACAGAAUGGCCAAUGGUCUAAUAAUGAAUUGCUGUGAACAGUGUGGAGAAUAUUUGCCCAGUAAAGGUGCUGGAAAUAAUGUUCUGGUGAUUGAUGGUCAGCAGAAAAGAUUUUGCUGUCAAAGUUGUGUCAGUGAAUACAAACAGGUAGGUAGCCAUCCAAGCUUCCUGAAGGAGGUUCGUGAUCACAUGCAGGAUUCUUUCUUAAUGCAGCCUGAGAAAUAUGGAAAACUGACAACUUGUACUGGUUGCCGAACUCAGUGCAGGUUUUUUGAUAUGACUCAGUGUAUAGGUCCUAAUGGAUAUAUGGAGCCAUAUUGUUCAACUGCUUGCAUGAAUAGUCACAAGACAAAAUAUGCAAAAUCACAAAGUUUGGGAAUUAUUUGCCAUUUUUGUAAGCGAAACUCUUUACCUCAAUACCAAGCCACAAUGCCUGAUGGAAAACUGUAUAACUUUUGCAAUUCCAGUUGUGUGGCUAAGUUUCAGGCUCUAAGCAUGCAGUCAUCUCCAAAUGGCCAAUUUGUAGCACCAAGUGAUAUUCAGUUGAAAUGCAACUACUGUAAAAAUUCCUUUUGUUCAAAACCAGAAAUCCUGGAAUGGGAGAACAAAGUGCAUCAGUUCUGCAGCAAAACUUGUUCAGAUGACUAUAAGAAGUUGCAUUGCAUAGUUACAUAUUGCGAAUACUGUCAAGAGGAGAAGACUCUUCAUGAAACAGUAAAUUUCUCUGGCGUUAAGAGACCUUUCUGUAGUGAAGGCUGCAAACUAUUAUACAAACAGGAUUUUGCAAGGCGUUUAGGAUUAAGGUGUGUUACCUGCAACUAUUGUUCUCAGCUGUGUAAGAAGGGAGCAACUAAAGAACUUGAUGGUGUUGUGAGAGAUUUCUGCAGUGAAGACUGCUGUAAAAAAUUUCAGGAUUGGUACUAUAAGGCUGCAAGGUGUGACUGUUGUAAAUCUCAAGGAACUCUUAAAGAGCGAGUGCAGUGGCGUGGGGAAAUGAAACACUUUUGUGAUCAACACUGCUUGUUACGUUUUUAUUGUCAACAAAAUGAGCCCAACAUGACAACUCAGAAAGGACCUGAAAACUUACAUUAUGAUCAGGGCUGUCAGACAUCCAGAACCAAAAUGACCGGUUCAGCACCACCCCCUUCUCCAACACCAAACAAAGAGAUGAAGAACAAAGCAGUUCUUUGUAAACCUUUAACAAUGACAAAAGCUACUUACUGUAAGCCUCACAUGCAGACCAAAUCUUGUCAGACAGAUGAUAAUUGGAAGACAGAAUACGUUCCAGUGCCUAUUCCCGUGCCUGUGUAUAUCCCAGUACCUAUGCACAUGUACAGCCAGAAUAUUCCUGUUCCUACUACAGUUCCUGUUCCUGUGCCCGUUCCUGUUUUUCUGCCUGCUCCAUUGGAUAGCACUGAUAAAAUUCCAGCUGCAGUUGAGGAGCUAAAAAGCAAAGUUUCUUCAGAUCCUCUUGAUACAGAGUUGCUUACAAUGACAGAUAUGAUGAAUGAAGAUGAGGAGAAAACAGAGGCAUCCAACAUCAAUAGUGUAAUUAUCGAAAGUGAUAUAAUUGGUUCAGAUCUCAUUAAAAGCUCUGACUCAGAGACACAGUCCAACAUGCCUGAUGUGCCGUAUGAACCAGAUUUGGAUAUUGAGAUAGAUUUUCCCAGAGCUGCUGAGGAGCUUGAUAUGGAAAAUGAGUUUUUAUUACCACCUGUUUUUGGAGAAGAAUAUGAGGAACAGCCCAGACCUCGAUCUAAAAAAAAGGGAGCCAAGAGAAAAGCUGUAUCAGGAUACCAGUCUCAUGAUGAUAGUUCUGAUAAUUCAGAAUGCAGCUUUCCUUUCAAAUACACAUAUGGUGUGAAUGCUUGGAAACACUGGGUCAAAACUAGGCAACUUGAUGAAGAUCUUCUAGUAUUAGAUGAGCUGAAAUCUUCCAAAUCAGUAAAGUUAAAAGAAGAUCUACUGUCUCAUACUACAGCUGAGCUUAACUAUGGGUUAGCUCAUUUUGUCAAUGAGAUCCGACGACCAAAUGGAGAGAAUUAUGCACCUGACAGCAUCUAUUAUCUCUGCCUUGGAAUACAGGAGUACUUGUGUGGUAGUAAUCGAAAGGACAACAUAUUUAUUGAUCCAGGAUACCAGAUGUUUGAGCAAGAAUUGAACAAAAUACUACGAAGUUGGCAACCAAGCAUACUUCCAGAUGGGUCAAUAUUCUCUCGAGUUGAAGAAGACUAUCUCUGGAGGAUAAAACAACUAGGAUCACACUCUCCAGUAGCUCUUUUGAAUACCCUGUUCUACUUUAACACUAAAUAUUUUGGCCUCAAAACAGUGGAACAACACUUAAGACUUUCCUUUGGCACUGUGUUUAGGCAUUGGAAAAAAAAUCCUUUAACAAUGGAAAACAAAGCAUGUCUUCGAUACCAAGUAUCUUCUUUAUGUGGAACAGAUAAUGAAGAUAAAAUUACUACUGGAAAAAGAAAACACGAAGAUGAUGAGCCAGUGUUUGAGCAAAUUGAAAACACAUCCAAUCCUUCUAGAUGUCCUGUGAAAAUGUUUGAAUGCUACUUGUCUAAAAGUCCACAGAAUCUUAAUCAGAGAAUGGAUGUUUUUUAUUUGCAACCAGAAUGCUCUAGUUCUACAGAUAGCCCUGUCUGGUAUACAUCUACUUCACUGGACCGAAACACCUUGGAAAAUAUGCUUGUACGGGUUCUUCUAGUAAAAGAUAUUUAUGAUAAAGACAAUUAUGAACUGGAUGAAGACACAGACUAAAAAGGAAUGUUUCAGAAGCAAUCGGGAUAAAACAGCAUUAGAUAGUCAUGCUGCUAGAUCUUCAUUAUGGAAAACAUUUCAAGUUUACUCCUGUUUUGAGUUUUGUAGCAGUGUACCCACACUGGGUAUUACCAUGUAAAUAAUCUGUGAGUGAAAGUUGCCAUUAUUCUAAGUAGUGGUUUUAGAAUACUUAACAAAUACAUUCAAAUCCUUUUUUUUUAUUAUUAUUUAUUUGAUUAGGUAUGUUUGUAACUUUUUACAUUACAAAAUACGAAUGAGAAUGUGCCAUGUAUAAUUUUUUUCUUGUAGUAAGAAACAUCCAUAUUGCACAACUCUACUGUUGCAAAGCUUCCUCAACAAGGGGCGCUUUUACUGGGUUCUUUACCAGAUGGUUGUGUAUGGGUAGCACUACUAAAAGUUUAGAACUUGCAGUGUCUUUCAGAAUUUUUAAAAUAAACUGUAAACUAAUAGGCUGGGUUUUUGUUUUGUUUUGGGGGGUUUUUGUUUGUUUGUUUUUAUGUUUUAGUUACUGAAGCCUUACAAGUUAUGUAGAGAGAUACCAUCUUCUGUACCAAAAAUAGACAAGAGAAUGCUGUCAAUAUUGGUGUACUGUAAUGUGAAUCUAUACUGGUGAAAACAACUUUUUGUUCCCCUUAUUAAAACCUUAGUGUCCUUUUCUCAUUUUGUGGCUUUCUGCAUCACCCCAAUUUUAAAAAUAUAUAUGUAUGUAUAUAUAUGUAUAUGUAUAUAUGAUAUAUAUACACACACAUAUAUACAUAUAUAUAUACACACACAAAGAAUGACUAUAAGUUGAAAACAGGUCAUUAAGACAUUUUUGUUUGUAAAAAUGUCUGAUGAAAGUAUAAGAUUCUGUUUUCUUUUUCUAUGCCAACCAUUAAGAUCUGAAAUCCCCUUCAUUAAUAGAUUCAAAUUUUUUUCUUCCCCUUCCCGUUAUGGAUAUAGAUCAUGCUGCAAUAUUUCCUGUGAAGUACUCUAUACCUUUACCAAUUUUAUUAGAAUUCUUGUGCCUGCUUCCAAAUAUGACUGAUGCAUACAUUAAGUAAAAUUAUUUUUAGAAAUGCCACUCCUAAAAUAGUUGUUAUAGAAAGUCAAGCUACUUUAAAUAAGAUAGUAUUACCUUUUACUAUGACGAUUACCAGUGUAGUAAUUCUGAUUAUUUCAGAUGAUUGAAGAGCAAAGAAAAACUGGAUAAAGUCUGUUUCAGAGGAAAUCACACUUGGUGUUAGAUUGUUUGGCUUUUAAAAUUUUACUUCUUAUAGAAGAUUGCAUUAAAAAAAAAAAACCUUUGUGCUUCUGCAUAGCAAUUUAUCUGUCCAGAUCUUUUAUUUUAGAAUAAGGAAGCUUACUUAAAAUCCUACUUUCUAAAGACUUAAGUAAAGUGCUAGCUGCAAAUUAUCAUAAAGAAAUCAUUUGGCUGACUUUGUAUAGCAUGUAUGUAAUCAUGUUAAUUUCUUGUCUCUAAAUCCUGAAUCACCAUGGUGACAUUAGUUUUUAAAAACUAUUUAGGGGGAAAUUGGGCUGUUUUCCACAGUGUAUAGGCAGUAUCUACACAUCCCUCAGAUAUGUCUCUCUUUUAGGAUAAAUAUUAGCACACUAAGGAAAUUUUCCCAAUCAUGAAUUGGAAAAUUUCACAGGUAUAAUCACUGUAUAUUUAAGCAAUAAUUAUCUAAAAUGUUUUUGGCAUAAAAUUACUUUAUAAUGUUCUAACUUGUUUUAUAAGUUUGAAUAACUUUCAGUCCCUCAAUUUUAUAUUUGUUGAGUGAUAAUCAGUAGAAAAUCUGAUAUAAGUUACUUUACUAAAAUAGAUUGCCAAUUGUCUAAUGAAAAAAAAUGGGUAACGUUUAAAAUAUAUAAUACAAAAACUCCUCAAUCUUUUUCCAGAACUACUUCUUUAAGCACUUUUCCUAUAAAUGCAUAUUGUUGAUUAAAAGGUGGUUAAUACUAACCAUCUUUUAUUCUUCAAAGUGGUGCUAUAUUCCAUCAAGAGCAAUAAACUUAUUCCCAAAUGUCAUUUCUUGUAUAUUUUACCAAAUUCCAUAAAUUCCUACCAUGGUACUGCUAUUAAGCACUGUGUCUUUUGCUAUUUACAUUUUCUUCAUUUGUACAUUUUAGCUUUCCUCAGUGGAAAUGACUACAUAAUUUUGAUCUUAGCAUGAUAAAGGAUUUAGAUCUUGUCUUUGAUUGCAUUCCAAUGAUAGAUUAACUUGAUUCUCAGGGGGAAAAGAAAAAAAAAACUAUUUUAUGAGAAUUGUUUGUUCUGGGAAAUUUAUUUCACCUAGAACAUAUUUCAUUGAUUCCUAGAACUCCCUAGUUUGUGUGGUCAUACCUGACUGCUGAGAAAAGGGACAAUGAAAUGAUAGUUUAUUUUUGCUUCUUGGUGAUUUCUGAUUAUUGAUAACAGCCUGUAAAUAUAACUUUAUUGUCUUGAGAUGUCUAUUGAAAAUACUAUAUUUUUCUGUUCUUGAAGGAGAAUUUUUUUUCCACUUAAAAUCAUUUCGUGAAAAAGUGAUCAGACAUAUUGAGGGAGGUGGAUUCCCAUGCAAAUUGAUUCUUUAUUAACAGGUUUUUAAAGACUUUUUUUCUGUAGUAGGUAACAUAAGAUAUUAAAAGUUUUUUUGUUUUGUUCUUUUUUUAAGACAUCAAACUCAGCUUUUUUUCCCCCCUGUUAAAAAAUACUCUUUAAGUAGUAAUUCAUGUUUUAUUAAAUGGAGUUGUUACCAGUGUGUUUAACUUUGAAAUAGGAGGAUGAAUAUUGUACCAUGCAUUCAAAUUUAUCACUUUUUUUCUGAUGGAAUUUCCUUUUCCUCCACCAGUUGUGAUUUGCAAAUGGGGAUAACUUAUUCAUACAUAGUAUUAGGGACUAUAGUAAUCAAGGAGUCAGAAAUUUUCAAGUUUUGGUUUGCACUACUCUAAUGUGGGUCCACUUAAUCUGAGAUCUUAAAUAUCUUGCAGUCUUAAAUCACUAUAAACAUUUACAUUUUUAUUUUCCCAGUUAUUUCCAAAAUGUAUUGUUAUAUAUAUGCCAGUUAUGUUUAAGCUAAUAUUGACUAUAGGAAAAUCUACUUGCUCCCCUCAAAAAAAGUAGUCAUGAAAGUGUACAUGAAAGUAUUUUUAAAGAAUAAAUUUCUUUAAGUUAUAAUACUUUUGUAUUCCCCCCCAUAAGCUCCUCAUUCAUUUUUAGAGAAUAUUAUGAAUUUCAUUUAUUCCAUUCUACUGUAUCCUUAGGAUUAGACCAAUUUAAAUGCUAUUUUCAAGUACUUUUGUGUUGUUUCUGGGUAUAUCAUACUACUAACAGAAUUUUGCCAGUUUAGAAGCUGAUGUCCAGAAUAGGUUAGCUGCAUCAUUCUUGGUUGGGAAUAGAAAUGCCUGUAGAGGUGUUCCAAUUUUUAGGUUUUUUUUCCCCCCCUACUCUCUUCAUCUUCACUUGGAAAUUAGGUUUUAGAGUGAUCUCAAUAAGUGGCUAUGAUUCCCCACCUUGUAAUGAAUGAGAAAGGAAAAUGUCAUCCCUAAAAUCAAGGCAGGUGGUGCCCUAAUUUAUUACUGAGUUUUUUAAAAUCAUUUCGUGAAAAAGUGAAAACUUAGGCCUUUUGAAAGAGAACAAAAGAAGCUAAGAUUUAAUUCGUGAAUAAAAUACAAGUUGAGCAUCCCUUAUUGAAAAAUAUGAAAUCUGAAAUGCUCUAAAAUCUAAAACUUUGCCAACAUACUUGGCUCAACCAUUUAAGUCUAUGCCAAUGUUCUAAAAUCCCAAAUUUGAAACACUUAUGGUUCCAUGCAUUUCAGACACAGGAUGCUUAACCUGUAUUAACAGACCUGAAGAGAGGUCCAGAGACCUUUGUGUGUUGUCAACAGGAGAUGUAAAUCUUAAAAGAGUAUUUUCUGUUGUGUUAUAGUAACAAGAACAAUUACAACUCUUUUUAAAACUUAGGUUCUUUAUUCUGUCUGGGCCUCAAUUUCUUCAUCUGUAAAUGAUAGUAUCGCCUUAAUUGCUGAUUCUGGAGUUUCAAAUUAAGCAUGGUCGAUAGUAAACUUUACAGAUUUAUGUAUGAAUCCUUGUGAUUUAUUUAGAAGCACGUUUUCUUGAAGAGGGAAGGAUCUUUUCUAAAACAGCCUUAAUACUGAGCUUGUAAGACCUAAUUUUUAAAUUCCAACUCAGGUAACUGCGUAAUUAAACUUAGCAUACAGAAAUUAUCGCAAACUUAAUAUUUGCUGUGUUUUUCCACUGUGCCAAAGAACUUCUGCUCUCUAUGGUAUGGAAAAAGAAAAAGUGAAAGAUUAAGAAGAUAUUACUGUUGCAGACCUUACAUCUUUGGGGGCAGUAUGAACAAGAUAAACCAAACACAAUGAACACCUAGGGAACAGAUAAAGAAUAUUAUGCAUGAUAAUUUAGAACAGAGAAUGUUGUGGACAUUCAGAAGUACUCCAAAAGGCUAUUAUUAUUAUGGUCUAGAGUAGGUUUUGAUGGAUUACUACCACCUGUGAGUAUGUAAAAUAAGAUUCCUAUAACUGCCAUUUCUGAUUAAUUUGAUAUACUGUUUUGAUGGCAUUGGUUCUUAUCACUGGCUUGCAGCCCAGUGCAGUGCAUGGGUAGUUAAAAAUGGCACCCAAAGGGUGGACUAGAAUACUCUCUCCAGGCAUUAGAGGUAAGUCUAAAAGGUAUUCAACUAUGUUGAAUUAACAUGUGUGAUCCAAUUUCUAGGUUAUGUAGAAUGGGUGGAAUGUACAAGGUUCAAUUUUUUAAACAAUUUCAUCUACAAAGGAUUUUGUUUUUUUCCAUGGCAAUUUAAAAUAACUAUUUUCUAAGUCAUGGGUAUGCUCCUCUUAACCCCAUAUGUAAGAUAAAUCCUUUCCAUUUUGAUUACAUAGUUCUAAGUUCAUGCCAGCAGGUGGCAACAGUGCACACAGCACAAGGUUUCAAAUGCUUUAUGCUGUAAGGAUAUAAUCCUUUAUCUGAAAUCCUUGGGGGUUUUGCAAUUCAUAUUUUUUCCUUUUUAAAGAUGAAAUGUACUUUGUAGAUUACAAAAAACUCAAUGGCAUCUGGGGCAGCACCCCAUAAUAAAAUUAUUUCUGCAGUUAUAAAUUAGACAUAGUAAUUGGAGUAAACUGCUUUACCUCAUUCAGGUCAGUUUUUGUCCAAACUUAGGAGAAAACUAGGUUUUCAGAGUUUUUUCUUUUUUUUUUAAUACUGAGAAGGAAAUGCUGAUCUGUAUAAGAAACUGAAUAGAUGUAGUAUUUUCCCUUAAUAAAAUAUUUACCAGUUUUUCUCUUUUUCAUUGCUUAGAGAUAACUGAAAGGUUUCUUGUAAAAUUUGCAUAUUAGAUUUUAAGAAAAAAAUGCAUGAAAUGCUUAGAACACAUAAAUAUGAGUAACAUGCUUUCUUUUACUUUCCAUCUUGCCUCAGCAUUUGUAGCAUAAAUAUCCUACAAAGAAGAGCUAUAGUCAUUUAUUUAUUAACAAAUUGAUUAUCCUCCUAGGCAAUGAACCUGGGCAGUGGAAACACAGUAGAACAUUAGACCCAGCCCUUCCUCUCUGGGCCAUAGUUCAGCUGGAGAGAAAAGAGUGUGGUGGAAAGUCAGAAUAAGAUGGGCCCUUGGGCCUUAUUGAGGACAAUCAUUUGUGCUUUUAAAUUAAAAAUAUUCUAUCAAGAACUUUAAAAAGUUCUGGCUCUAGACUGUGGUUUCAGAUUUCUCUAUUACACCUGUUUUCUGUUCUGGCAAGGGGGAGGUGCCAGCUACUUGAAUGCAGAUAGAUGCAUAAUGAAAAUUAGCAAUGAACAUCUACCAGAUGGAAAGGCUGUCAGUCUUUUGAGGUUAAUAAUUGGUGUUGGUCCAUUCAGUUUUUACCCAGGUAUCUUGCAAGAACAAAACAUUUUACUGGAAUGUAAUGUAAAGGUUUGGGAUUUUUCCCUUUUUUCCCCCCUGCUGUUUUUCCAAGUACCUAGAAAAGUUUCUAGCACACACUAGGUGUUAAUAUGCUCGUUGAAUGAGUCAGUGAUCCUAAGUAUCAAUUAAGCUCAAGAACUUUGAAAAUAAAGAAACCAUUGGAGAUAUGA